AUGUAUAGAAAAUUGUUGUGUAUUACAUUUUUGUUGAAAAUAGUGACUUCAAAAGAGGAAUUUAAUGUCAACGAUAUAUUAAACGAUGACUUUAUGCCGACGCAUUUCUUCAUUGAUGAGUACAAAUCUAAUAAAGUGGAUAAAACGAAGGCGGUUAAGCAAUAUCCAUCUGUGAAUGGAUCGGUGGAUGCAGCGUUUUCUACUUUAAAUUUUCACAGGAAAAUGAUGAACGAAUAUCAAUGUAGAAACUAUGUAGCGGAACAAAUCUUGGAGGAAAUGGGUAAGAAUGUAGUGCAGCGUAGGGUCGGGAAACCUUUUGAGGGCGUGUUCUUUAAACGAUCACAGGAUAUGAGGAACAGCCUGCUGUACGAUCCCGGAUCUGGAAAUUACCAGGAUUGGUUAGCCAAAGUGAUGGCAUUCAAUGAUCUCUAUCGUCAGUACAACACGACAGUCAAUACAUCUCAGUUUGAGGGUCAACAGAGAAGCGGCUAUGAAGUAAGGGAAACAGAUCUGGGUCUUGGAGACUCUGAUGGACUCAUGUAUGACGUGUCCAAACAUGUAGGUGGGUACGAGUAUUCAAUGCAGCCUCCACCGCCUCCUCUCUAUCAUCAUCCACAUGAGGUUCACGAGGAGUACGGAGUAGAAAGAGAGUCACACGGUUUGGGAAUCGCUGAACUUUUCGAUAUUUCCCUCACUGGGAUCGCAUUUUUGUCUUUCGGCAUGUUUAUUUUGCAAGUCCUAAUGUGUAUAACAAUGAACCAUCCACAGCCUCAAGUAAUGCAAAUGGUUGAUAACACUGACAAUGUAAACGUUGACGACGUGUUCAGAGUUAGACGAGAGGCAGAAACGAAGUAUUCUAUGAGAAAACUGAAUAGUAUCGCUCGAUACGCUUUAAUGGCUAUCAAACCACAGUCGCCGAGUUGUUUGUACCGUACGUUAUGCUUAGGAAACAAGCAAGUGAGAGAAAUGAACGACGGUAGCAAAUAUUGGUUGCCUUUGUGGUAUGCUGGUGUGUCGUGGAUUCGUAGUGGGGCUUCUCUGUCGGGCGGCGCGGGAGCCCUAAGAGCCGCCGCCCUCGGUCUCGGUGACGCUGACUGUCGGACUAUAUACCCUGAAGACUGUAACUAG
Molecule: messenger RNA, 1128 nt
Organism: Danaus chrysippus (African queen)
Lineage: Eukaryota; Metazoa; Arthropoda; Insecta; Lepidoptera; Nymphalidae
Source: the annotation of a GenBank genome assembly